GCUGUAGAGUCGAUUUGGCGCACAAAGCCGUUUUUAAACGCGGUGGCUGUAGCCUGUUAACGCUAGAGAUGAAUGGGAGAGACUGCGUACUGACACGAGCAGGUUAGCUCAGUGCUAAUCGCGGUUCACACACGAAUUACUAUGGACCUGAAGGCGCAGUUGUGUGUGCUCCUGCUGGCGCUGGGCCUGUGUGUGACCCUGCAGGUGAGCGCUCAGGAAGAGGACGUGGAUGUGGACGUGGAAGAUGACGUAGGUGACCUGGGAGACGAUGAGCUGCUGGAUGGAGAAGCUGAAGAGGAGGAAAAGCCGGCCCCUGCACCCGCCGCUGCACCUACUGUGACGUAUAAAGCUCCUGAGCCAAGGGGAGAACACUUCUUUGCAGAGUCGUUUGAUAAAGGAACACUGGACGGAUGGGUUGUUUCCCAGGCAAAGAAGGACGACAUUGAUGAAGAAAUCGCUAAAUAUGAUGGAAAGUGGGAGGUUGAAGAGAUGAAGGACACAAAGCUUCCUGGUGAUAAAGGUCUGGUGCUAAAAUCCAGAGCCAAACAUCAUGCCAUCUCUGCUCUGUUGCUGCGACCUUUCACCUUCGACACUAAGCCACUCAUUGUCCAGUAUGAGGUGAACUUCCAGAAUGGAAUCGACUGUGGUGGUGCCUACGUCAAGCUGCUCUCUCAAAGCCCAGACCUCAGUCUGGCGCAGUUUGUGGACAAGACCCCGUACACCAUCAUGUUUGGACCUGACAAAUGUGGUGAGGACUACAAGCUGCACUUCAUCUUCCGCCACAAGAAUCCCAAAACGGGCGAGUAUGAGGAGAAACACGCCAAGAAGCCAGAGUCCGACCUCCGCACGUACUACACUGACAAGAAGACCCACCUUUACACACUUGUGCUGAACCCUGAUAACAGCUUUGAGAUCCUGGUUGACCAGACCGUGGUGAACAGUGGAAGUCUACUGAGUGAUAUGACCCCUUCAGUCAACCCCCCUGCAGAGAUUGAAGACCCCGAUGACCACAAACCCGAGGACUGGGACGAGAGGCCCAAGAUCCAGGAUCCAGAUGCGGUCAAGCCUGAUGACUGGGAUGAAGAUGCUCCUGCUAAGAUCCCUGACGAGGAUGCAGUGAAGCCUGACGGCUGGCUGGACGAUGAGCCAGAGUAUAUUGCCGACCCAGAUGCCAUCAAGCCGGAGGACUGGGAUGAGGAUAUGGAUGGUGAGUGGGAGGCACCCCAGGUUCCAAACCCUGCCUGUGAGUCCGCCCCUGGAUGUGGGAAAUGGGAGAGGCCAAUGAUUGAUAACCCCAACUACAAGGGCAAAUGGAAGCCACCCAUGAUCGACAACCCCAACUAUCAGGGAGUGUGGAAGCCCAGAAAGAUCCCCAACCCUGACUUCUUUGAGGACCUGCAUCCCUUCCGUAUGACACCCGUCAGUGCUGUGGGCCUGGAGCUGUGGUCAAUGUCAUCGGACAUCUUCUUCGACAAUUUCUUCAUCACGUAUGACCGCAACACAGCUGAACUUUGGGCCGAUGAAGGCUGGGGCCUGAAGAAAGCUGCUGAGGGAGCUGCUGAGCCUGGUCUGAUGAAUCAGAUGAUUUCUGCAGCAGAGGAGAAGCCCUGGCUCUGGGUGGUUUACGUCUUGACUGUGGCUCUUCCUCUGGUCCUCAUCAUUGUCUUCUGCUGCACUGGAAAGAAGAAGCCUGCCCAGUCUGCUGCAGAAUACAAGAAGACAGACGAGCCACAGCCUGAUGUGAAGGAUGAUGCGGAGGAGGAAGAGGAGAAGGAUGAGCAAGAGGAGGCUAAAGCUGAAGAGCCAGAGGAGAACAGGGAUGAUGCAGAGGACAGUCCUGCAGAAGCAGCUGAAGAAGACGAAGAAGCCGAGAAACAGGAAGAAGCAGAAGAUCAGUCGGAUGAGAAACAAGAAGAAGAAGUUCUGAGAAGGUCCCCUAGAAGCAAAGGGAGAGCCAGAAAGGAGUGAUGGACCUUUUGUUUUUUGCUUCCUGGAUCUGUUCCAACUGCAGCUCCUCUCCUCUGUGUCCUGUAUCCCUCCCUGCCCCCUUCCUCAACAGGGCUCCCUCCCUUAUUCUCUUCUCCUUUCCCUCAUUCCCUCCUUCCCUGGUCUUCUGCUCCAUCCUCGCAAAAAAGCGAAGACAGACAGAGAGAAAACCGCAACUGUCUGUGGCACGAUUGGGAAAAAAAAAAUCCAUAAAAGCAAAACACAAUUCACCUUCGCCUCAGACCGGGCUGAGGGAGUUGGCGCUGAAGACAACGAUCAUGAUGAUGAUGAUGAUGAUGAUGAUGAUAGUGUAGAAACACUUUUUUUUUUCGUUUUCUUUUUUUUGCUCUACUAAAAAGGAAAGAAAUAAACUUUUACCAUUCCUUAACUGUGCCGAAGCUAAUGUAAACACCCCUCUCUCCUUUUUCCCCAACCCAAACAAAACACACCUUGCCAGCCUCCAGCCGGCACCUCGCUACUCCAGACAGUAUUCGUAAAACCAUCAAAAGUGGCAACACUACGGUUUUCUGCUUCAUGGUAGGAGUCAAAGCAGACAUCUAUGUAUCCAUAUACGAGAGUGGAGAGUGGGGAGAUGCUGACUCCCCACUUUAGAAGAUUAGAAUACUGAUUAUGAAUAGAAAUAAGGUCAGUUCAGUAGUCUUGAACGGUCUGCUCGAUGCUUUACAUACAGCUAGGUUUUUAAGAAAUAAAUGCGUUGAAGAGAUCAUGCUACCUUUGCAUCCAUUCCACAAGGGUCUUUUGUUUUUAUCUUCUUUUGCCAUGACCUAGUCGUCUAGAGGACCCCCAUGACACCCUGGUUGCACCCACAAGCCUGUGCAUUUCAUUUUGGGAUGUCUAGUGCACAAGCUCGGUUUGGUCCAAGGAGAACGCCAGUUAGGCUUUAGGUUCUAGCACGCUGCCUUAUUUCAUAGGAUGUGGACAAAGUUUGGCUGAUUUUUAUUUUUGUGAAUGUACUGUGACUUUUUCUUGUUGUUGUUAUUGUAACUAAUAUAUGGUUUAGAUUUUUUUUUUUUUUUCUUCACCAGAAUUUUCUUUUUACUAAAUCCUGGAUUUUCAUACAAGUUUUGUUUUUGUUUGCUUUUCCGGUCUUGAACUCGUGUAGCAGUAAAAGUAAAUUAUUCCUAGAGGGGGCACAAACAAAUCUGACCAUCCACAUUGGGAUAGCUUGAGAUGUUUAGUUAGCGAAUGAAAGAAUGACCACAAGGAGAGUAAUUUCCACGCUGCUCACCAAGGAUGGACCGGCCAGGCGGCAGGGCUCGCAUCCUUGCCUGGGGAUGACUCACGAGUGUAUUUCUGCUCAGCAUCUGCCGUCUUUCCAUUGGUUCCUUGAGUCAGUCGUCUGACGCUUCAUUGGCCGGUGACUCAGCUCCUCUCUGUAAUAUCCUGUCGCAGCAGCUGCAGCAGCAAUUACAGCGGUUUUAGGGGUCCAAGCACUGCUGGAACCGUAUUGGAAUAGAUUUAUUUUGUUUUAUAACAUUUCCAUGCAAACUACUUUUGAUGACUUUGGGAAGAUUUUUGUAAUUGUUUACUUUUUAAUGUUUUCUUUUUUUUUUUAUUGCCGUCAGUCAUUUCCUUAACCAUUUCAUGCAAACUCCUCUCCUUAAAUUUUUACCCCGAAGACAUGGAGAAAGGCACUAAUGAGGGGGACACCCCAUUCUGGAGUGAACUAAUGCAGUACACACUGUCCGUUCACUCCAGCUAUCCUUGGUUACUAGUUUUUUUAGUACGGCUAACUUGCCUCCGCUGCUCAGGCACCGUCCAAAACGGCGGGGGGAAGAUGCUGCGACUUGAGUUCUGCCCCGAGUUUGAAAAGAGUUGGCACUUUUUAAUGUAACCGAGUCUGACAACCUACAAAUUCAAGCUUACAUGCUGCACUGCUGCUUGGCUAACAGCGCACUAACUAGCAUCGUCUCUGUCCUUUAACAAGCUCCCUGUUGCAUC
Molecule: messenger RNA, 3948 nt
Organism: Pygocentrus nattereri (red-bellied piranha)
Lineage: Eukaryota; Metazoa; Chordata; Actinopteri; Characiformes; Serrasalmidae
Gene: canx
Product: calnexin
Exons: 15
Coding region: 142-1968 (608 amino acids)
Biological process (GO): protein folding
Cellular component (GO): endoplasmic reticulum; endoplasmic reticulum membrane
Molecular function (GO): calcium ion binding
Source: RefSeq, a predicted model, not a curated record